Penicillium canescens is the source of this 1659-nucleotide messenger RNA. RefSeq names its product cytochrome P450. The record is from RefSeq and is a predicted model, not a curated record. NCBI's taxonomy places the organism in Eukaryota, Fungi, Ascomycota, Eurotiomycetes, Eurotiales, Aspergillaceae. Gene Ontology annotation, molecular function: heme binding; iron ion binding; monooxygenase activity. The coding region runs from base 1 to 1659 and encodes 552 amino acids. The transcript has 4 exons.
AUGUCUACUGCUAAAGAACGUCUAACACUUCUCAUUCCUUCCACGGUGGUUGAAACCCUCGUAGUUAUUGCAUCCCGCAUGACUACAGAGCGUCCUGCCGCAAUCUUUCUCUAUGCCCUUGGAGUCAAUGUUAUCCUUCUGGCAAUAUGGAGGAUUUUUAUAUGGCCAUUCUUCGUCAACCCCCUGAGGCACUUGCCUACCGUCCGGGGCCCUCUGAUCGGAGCAAAAGUCUUCAUGCUCCACCCUCGCGGUAGCAUAACCGUAGACUGGCUCCGAACAAUCCCAAACGAAGGCCUUAUCCACUUCCGCGAAGCUUUAAACUAUAGCUUUUUGCUAGCGACCAACCACCGGGCCUUGAUGGAUGUCUUACACACGAACAGCUACGAUUUCGUCAAGCCACCAGGCGGGCGGGAGUUUCUAGCUCGUGGGUUGGGAUAUGGGCUUAUUCUCUCUGAAGGUGAUGCCCAUCGUGCACAGCGGAAGGCUGUCACUCCUGCAUUCACCAUAAAGAAUAUUCGCGCUAUGUAUCCGCUUAUGUGGACGAAGACGCAGCUCUUGUUGAGUCAGCUAGAGAAGGAGAUUAGACUUCAUCCUGUUGCCGGGGUGCACCAUGCCGAAGUUGCCGGGUUUGUUGAGAUUGGCGGAUGGGCUAAUCGAUUGACUUUGGAUAUUAUAGGUCCUGCUGCUAUUGGCCGGGACUUUCAAUCAUUGGAGAAUGAGAAUGAUCCAGUUUCACAGAACUAUUCUGCUAUCUUGAAACCAUCUCCAGACCUGAUUUUGCUUUUUGGUGCUUCGCUGCUACUGCCGCAGUGGCUGGUGAAAUUGAUUCCUUGCAAGGCUAAUAUUGUGCUCCCGCGCAAUGUGAGAUAUUUGCGGCAGGUAUUUCACGAUAUUCUUCGUGAAAAGCGCAAGCUGCUUCAAUCUGAGAAGAAUGAACAGGAAGCUGCCGACGGCGAUAUCUUAGGCACGAUGAUGCGAGGCGGGGAGUUUAGCGACAGCGAGCUCGUGGACCAGAUGCUUACGUUCCUUGCGGCGGGGCAUGAAACUACGGCCGGUGCAUUUACCUGGUGUUGCUAUCAUCUUUGUAUAGAGCCACAUAUCCAGGAUAAACUGCGUCAAGAAAUCCGCGAGACUAUACCUUCCUCAGCCGCCUCGGUAUCCUGGCAAGACCUCGAAGGGAUGCCCUACCUCAAUGGCGUUUGCCAAGAAGUACUUCGCCUAUACCCCACGGUACCCAUGACAGGCCGUGAAGCCAUUCGUGAAACGACGAUCGCGGGGAAGAAAAUACCCAAAGGCACAACUAUCGCGCUGUGUCCGCAGUCAAUUAACCGGAGCCCAGAGUUCUGGGGCGAGACCGCUGAUCAAUUUCUACCUGAGCGAUGGAUUGACACUGAUCGUGAGACUGGGAAACAAUCCCCGAAUAAGCAUGGGGGUGCAUCGACGAAUUUCGCCCAGAUUACUUUUCUUCAUGGGCCGAGGGCGUGUAUUGGGAAGGAUUUCGCGAAGGCCGAGUUUCGCUGUGCGGUCGCGGGGCUAUUUGGUCUUUUCCAGUGUGAAUUGAGAGAUCCGAAGCAGAAGAUUACCUUUGGAGGGACAUUGACUAGUCAACCUUUGGAAGGGAUGAAUUUGAAGUUGACGAAGAUAGCGGGAUGGGAGUAG